UAGAUAGCAGCAUUGCCGAGCUUCGGUCUCGGGUCUCGUACGUAACAUUUAUAUCACGAUGCAUUCACCUACGAAAGCGCACACCACGAGGCCCGUUAUUCUUGUUACGGCUGGUUCAGCAGGACUUGGCGCCGCCGUGUCACGCCUUUUCGCGAAAAAUGGCUACCGGGUUGUCGUCAAUUAUGCGCACAACUCACAGCGUGCAACUGAGUUGGUAAAAGAGCUGUCGGCAACGACAAAUCCAACCGAUGCUGAUGGAAAGAAUUACAUAGCUAUUCAAGCUGAUUUGGGCGCGAAAAGCGAUAUUAAACGGCUUGUUGAGGAGACAGUAUCAGCGAUGGGUAGACUCGAUGUUGUGAUGUCUAAUGGGGGUUGGACGAGGUUUACAGACAUGUCGUCUCUGGACGAUAAUGUAAAUGACGAAGAUUGGGAUCGGGCGUAUGCUAUGAACGUCAAGUCGCAUCUCUGGUUGCUCCACGCAGCGAGACCAGCAUUGGAUGAGUCCUCAGGAUCUUUCAUCACCACCGCUUCCACCGCUGGUGUAAGUAAUAGCGGAAGCUCUCUUGCAUAUUCCGUCGCCAAAGCAGCGCAGAUACAUAUGGCUAAAGGGCUAGCACGCAUGGUUGGGCCGCGGAUUCGGGUGAAUACAGUAUCACCAGGAUUGCUUCUGACGGAAUGGGCGGAGCGAUUUACCGAUGAGCAGAAAGAAGCCCAUCGACAGAAGACUGCCUUACAGCGUUUCGUUCAGCUUGAGGAUGUGGCUGCACAGGUGUUAACACUUGCGCAAUCUUCCAGUACGACUGGAGUAAAUGUUGUUAUUGAUUCUGGCUUUAUUAUUUGAAUAGCAUGCUUUUAUCUAAUAAUUAACCAGUCUGUUUGGGAAGUUGAUUGCAUAGGUGCCUAGGUGAUCUAUUUGCGCAGCAUGUGUACCGCAGUUAAUGCAAUUAGGUGG
Hypoxylon fragiforme is the source of this 952-nucleotide messenger RNA. RefSeq lists its product as uncharacterized. NCBI's taxonomy places the organism in Eukaryota, Fungi, Ascomycota, Sordariomycetes, Xylariales, Hypoxylaceae. The record is from RefSeq and is a predicted model, not a curated record. Bases 59 to 841 code for a protein of 260 amino acids. The transcript has 6 exons.